AUGAUCUACCCUCAGCUCGAACGUGAAACAAAAAGUUUACAAGUGGCUGAGGACAUAGGAGAUGGUUACAAAUUUCUGCAGGCUCAAGAGGAGUAUGGGCAUGUCAUCACAGGAGCAGCGGGAAUAAUAAUCAAGAAAUACUUUGAGGACCAGGAGACAGCACAUGGCAAUGACAUCCCCAUGAACUGGAUUGGUCCCAAAGUUCGCCGUUGGGCCCGUUUACAAUUGCCCACAGGGGAAAUUGCAUGCUGUGCAUGGAAAGAAAAACAGACUGCUCCACAAGAUGUUCGGAGAGCACACUAUGUGAAGUUGUCUCUUGAAAACAGAAUAGAAUUCGCAGAGGUGGAAUUCUACUUUCAUGCAAAAAUCAACGAAGAAACACAACAUCUGGCACUCAUCUCCCUCAUUUCACGUCCUGAUGAAGACCUCUUUUCAGAAUCAUUUCACACCGUAUGGUCUGUCACAGAGCUUGGAGAUGACGGUCUUCAGGUUGUCAAUGCAAAAAGUAUUCUCUCUGUUGUUGCUGUCAUCCCACACAAUCACCACGUUGAAGAGACAGACAAGCGAUUUUUCAUUUGGGAGAACAUUGGGAGUGAUGUUGGUCUUUUAUCCGAUGCCGCAGGGGCUGUGGAUUCAGAUGAAUAG
This is a messenger RNA of Laccaria bicolor S238N-H82, 645 nucleotides long. RefSeq lists its product as uncharacterized. The transcript is spliced from 2 exons. Bases 1 to 645 code for a protein of 214 amino acids. The record is from RefSeq and is a predicted model, not a curated record. NCBI's taxonomy places the organism in Eukaryota, Fungi, Basidiomycota, Agaricomycetes, Agaricales, Hydnangiaceae.